AUGGACCCAGUCGUCCCUCCAGAAAUCACUGCUGAACUGACGCAAAUACUCUCCAAUCUCGUACUGGGUGACAAUGAGAUCAGAUCCAAUGCCGAGCAAACAGUCAACGACCGCCUGGCACAUACGCCAGAGCUUUAUCUUCUGGCGUUAGCUCAAUUUUCGAUUGUAGCAGAUACAGAAGUGAUGCGUUCGUUUUCCCUUGUUCUCCUUAGAAGACUGCUUUUUCGUCAGUCGCAAGCGAGCUCACCGACACAACCACGCCUCACUUUGUAUGACCACCUAUCGUCGCAAACCCUGACCACCCUCGAGCGGCUCCUUCUGCACUCCCUUUCCCACGAGCCGUCAUCAGUAGUGCGCCGGAAAUCCGUGGACUCAGUAUGUGAUCUCGCAAACCAGGGCAUGUCUCGAGGCCGGCCAUGGCAUGCAUUACAAGCCCAAGUUUUUUCUAUGGCGCGAGAUCAAGACCCUUCCAUGCGGGAAACAGCUUACCGUGUCUUCACGGGCUGUCCUAACCUCGUCAUGGACCUCCAAACCGAUGCUGUGCUCAAUGUUUUUAGAAACGGCUUACAGGAUCCAUCAUCUAUUGAUGUUCGACACGCGGCCCUCCUGGCAUCUGUCGCUUACCUUAAUGCAGCAGACGCAACCCAGCUUGCCCAAUCGUUGUCUCUCAUGUAUCCUAUCCUCGAGACACUACCAUCUACUCCCCAUCGGCAUCUCACUUCCCUUUUGACUGCAUUACACCCUCUAUGUUCCACACAUCCAACACUUUUUUCAAUCCAUUUACAAGGUUUAUUAUCCUUCCUUCCUUCCUUGGUUCUACCGGCUGCCGACAGUGGCCCAACUCCAACGAUGAAACAACCAUUUACGUUUCCUCCUUCGUCUUCAUCCCAAGGAAAAGACUCCGAUCAAGAUGACGAGGAUAUCAAAACCCUGAGACUCGCUGCCUUGGAGAUGAUGGUUAGUCUAACGGAAGCCAAGCCGAGUAUGGUCAGGAAUGUCGAGGGGUGGGUAGGAUUACUCGUCCGUGCUUGUCUCGAGGGUAUGGGCGAAUAUGAUGACGAUGAAGACAGUACGAUAGAGUGGCUCAAAGAAGACCCAUCUACAGGGACAACGGAAGCAGAUGACGCCGCACCUGCUCUGUAUGAACAUUCCCUUGAUCGCGUCGCCUGCGCGUUGGGAGGGAACGCAGUCCUUCCGCCGGCAUUUCAAUAUAUCCCUUCUAUGCUUGCAAGUUACGACUGGAGGGCGAGGCAUGCUGGUCUUAUGGCUAUUGCGGCCAUCGCAGAAGGUACCGGAAAGACCAUGCAAAACGAGUUAACCAAAGUAGUAGGGCUUGUGACCCCGAUGUUCGCAGACACACACCCUCGAGUGCGCUGGGCGGCAUGCCAAUGCGUGGGUCAACUCUGCACUGAUCUCGCGGACCUUCUACAAGAAAGCCACUAUGACUCUCUUCUGAACGUCCUCAUACCCACACUAGAAGACCCUGAACCUAGAGUUCACUCUCACGCCUCGGCGGCUUUGAUUAACUUUUGCGAGGGCGUUGAGCGGGAUACCCUUUUGCCGUACCUGGAUCCUAUCGUGGAACGAUUGCUGAAACUGCUUACCGGCACAACAGAUAGACGAUAUGUUCAGGAGCAAGCUAUCACAACACUUGCAAUGGUGGCCGAUGCUAGCGAGAGGACGUUCGGGAAGCAUUAUGCUAUCAUAAUGCCGCUGUUGCUAAAUGUACUGCGUAACGCUGAUUCUAGCGAGUUCAAACGGAUGAGGAAUAAAGCUAUGGAGUGCGCAGGGCUGAUAGCUAUUGCGGUUGGACCGGAUACUUUCCGACCAGACUCCGGCACGCUCGUUGAACUUCUCAUCCGCAUUCAAAAAUCUCCUCCGGAUCCUUCUGACACACAGGUAGCGCAUUAUCUCAUGGGCACCUGGGCCAAGGUCUGCCAAGCUAUGGGGCUAGAAUUUGAGCCUUACCUUCCCGUGGUUAUGCCGGGUCUCUUGGCGAUGGCGAGUAAGAAGGCGGAUGUCAGUGUUUAUGACGCACCGGCCUCCCCUACCGAGACCCCACCGUCGACGCCAGGCUGGGAUAUCAUCUCCAUGGAUAAUCAGCUCCUCUCUGUGCGUACGUUAGGUAUAGAGGAAAAAUGCCAGGCUUUGGAGACAAUGCUCAUCCACGCCUCGACCCUGGGAAGCAAAUACGGCAUGUGGGUCAGCCAGAGUUUGGAAGUCGCUCUAGGGGGAUUGAAAUUCUAUUUUCACGAUGGUGUAAGAGAGGCAUGCGCCAUGCUCCUUCCAAUUCUCCUGCACUCGGGCCAUACUUCCGGUACCCUCACGCCUCAGAUGAUCCAUGCAACAUAUGCUCAGCUCAUCUCGUGUGUGACGUCGGAGCACGAUGCCGGAUUCCUCAGCUCGCUAUUCAAGAGCCUAAGUGACUGUUUGAAGAUCAGCAUACAGAUGUCUCACGAUGUUGUGACACCGGAAGUGAAGCAAAGCAUCUUGGAUGCGAUUAAGCGGCAACUGAGCCGGAUCGCGGAGGUACGUCGGGGAAGGACAGGGCGACAACUGGACGAGGAGGAAGACGAGGAUUUAGCGCUGAUUGAGGAGAUGGAGGAUUUCGCAUUGGAAGAUAUGGGAAAGCUUUUGGAAGUGUUGUACGAAGGGAGAAUACCGCCUGGGCCGGACGGUGAGGCUCUGCUGGUGGGACUGGGAAGUGUCAGGGAUCUAGGAACCUCGAAGUUGAGGCAAGAAUGGGAGCUGUGA
Messenger RNA from Desarmillaria tabescens, 2754 nucleotides. Its product is annotated as armadillo-type protein. Gene Ontology annotation, molecular function: nuclear import signal receptor activity. Gene Ontology annotation, biological process: protein import into nucleus. The record is from RefSeq and is a predicted model, not a curated record. Gene Ontology annotation, cellular component: cytoplasm; nucleus. Lineage: Eukaryota; Fungi; Basidiomycota; Agaricomycetes; Agaricales; Physalacriaceae. The coding region runs from base 1 to 2754 and encodes 917 amino acids. The transcript is spliced from 13 exons.